Messenger RNA from Morus notabilis, 886 nucleotides. Its product is annotated as 60S ribosomal protein L12. Gene Ontology annotation, molecular function: large ribosomal subunit rRNA binding; structural constituent of ribosome. Gene Ontology annotation, cellular component: cytosolic large ribosomal subunit; ribosome. Gene Ontology annotation, biological process: translation. Bases 113 to 613 code for a protein of 166 amino acids. The transcript has a single exon. The record is from RefSeq and is a predicted model, not a curated record. Lineage: Eukaryota; Viridiplantae; Streptophyta; Magnoliopsida; Rosales; Moraceae.
CCUCUAAAAGGCCUCCAUUUCCCUUUCAAGCCUCUAAUUUCUCUCCGUCUCUGUCUCUCUGUGCUGCGCAACAACCCAAACCCUAACAAAACCCUAGAAUCCCCCACCAGCCAUGCCGCCGAAGUUCGAUCCCACCCAGGUCGUCGACGUCUACGUCCGCGUCACCGGCGGCGAGGUCGGAGCGGCGAGUUCUCUCGCGCCGAAGAUCGGUCCGCUCGGUCUCUCCCCCAAGAAGAUCGGAGAAGACAUUGCCAAGGAGACCGCCAAGGACUGGAAGGGCCUCCGCGUCACCGUCAAGCUGACGGUCCAGAACCGCCAGGCAAAGGUCUCCGUCGUCCCGUCGGCGGCGGCGCUGGUCAUUAAGUCGCUGAAGGAGCCGGAGAGGGACCGGAAGAAGACGAAGAACAUCAAGCACAACGGGAACAUCUCGUUGGAUGACGUCAUCGAGAUCGCGAAGAUCAUGAGGCCGAGAUCCAUGGCGAAGGACCUCUCCGGAACCGUGAAGGAGAUUCUCGGCACCUGCGUUUCCGUUGGCUGCACCGUCGACGGGAAGGACCCCAAGGAUCUGCAACAGGAAGUCACGGACGGUGAUGUUGAGAUUCCUCAAGAUUGAUGAUUUGCUUUUUUUUUUUGGUUUUUCUACUCUCUUAUCAGUUUUGGCUCUCGUUAAAUAUCAAUGUCUCAGAGUUUUUAAGUUUCUAUAGAGCUUUGAAAUGAGGUAUUCAUCAAUUGUGGAAGCUUAAUUUGAUGGAGGAGAAUGUAAGUUGAAUUUUCUUGUCCUUUCUUUUUUCCCUGGAUAAUGUCUGAACGUAUAUGCAAUUUUUAAUUCAACAAUGUAGUUUUCUCAUUGAAAAUGUUGGUCCGAACUCACAACUUUUUUUUUUUU